UCAGCACUGCCAUGUACUGUUUUUUUUUCAAACUUUCUAAAGGUUAGAAGGGGUUCCCCCAAAGGUUACCAGAUACAAUUGAAAAGGGGGACGACAUUGUUCACCUCUCUUUCAUACUAAUUUGCUUCCUUUACUGUACAGCCCCAUAACUCAAGCAAAAUGUCUUCGAUUUAUAAUCGUGCAAAAUCCUUAGUCGAAGACGACGACGAAGAAAUUUAUGCCUUCGCCACAGAAUUGGCCGGUGCUUCUGUGCUUCCAAUGGUCUUGAAAGCAGCUAUAGAGCUAGAAUUGCUUGAGAUCAUAUCUUCAGCUGGCCCUGGUGCAUAUCUCUCGCCUUGGGAUAUUGCUUCACACCUGCAAACACACAACCCAGAUGCACCAACGAUGGUUGAUCGUAUGUUGCGUCUCCUUGCUAGCUUUUCUGUUCUAAAAUGCUCUCUCAUCAAAAGAGAGAAUGGUCGAGUAGAAAGGCAUUAUGCUUUAGCACCUGUAUGCAAAUUUCUCACUCGGAACAAGGAUGGAGUCUCGCUCGCCUCUUUGGUUCUACUUUGUGAGGACAAGGUCUUCAUGGAUAGUUGGUAUGAAAUCCGUAAUAUAUUAUUGCUCUAUUUUGUUGCACACAAAAUGAAGGAAAAUAGAUGA
This is a messenger RNA of Nelumbo nucifera (sacred lotus), 642 nucleotides long. Its product is annotated as caffeic acid 3-O-methyltransferase-like. Lineage: Eukaryota; Viridiplantae; Streptophyta; Magnoliopsida; Proteales; Nelumbonaceae. The record is from RefSeq and is a predicted model, not a curated record. Gene Ontology annotation, molecular function: protein dimerization activity; O-methyltransferase activity.